GUCGAGGCGGCGGAGGCGGCGGCCGAGGCGGCGGAGGCGGCGGCCGAGGCGGCGGAGGCGGCGUCCGAGGCGGCGGCGGAAUCACAAGCGGCGGGCCGUCUCUCGAAUGCCCAGGAGAGGGAAGGGGGGAGGGUGGCGGCGGCGGCGAUAAUUGUGGCGGCGGCGGCGGAGCCGGAGGACUUGCUGCAGGGGGCGCUUCAGGUGCCGUCGCGGGGGGCGCCCACGACCCUCGACUAUUGGGCAAAGGUCAAGGACGGAGUGAGCGGCGGGCUGCUGGCGGGCAAUGGAGCGGGCGGCGCCUCGCCACAGCCACCGCAGCAGGGGCUCGAGCCGCCUACCGCCGACACGGUCGGGGGCGGAACGAGGGUGGGCAGCGAGGUUGGCAGCGCGGCGGGCAGCGCGGCGGGCAGCGCGGCGGCGUCGAGCGCUUUCGGCCUCUCUGACGAAGGCCCCACCCCGGCGUCACGCGCGCCGCGGGAGGCGCCCGUGUGGGACUCGGACUCGUUCGUGUCGUACAACCGUUCGGCGAGCCGACCAAAGGCGAAGCGCGUGUGGGAGUUUUGAUGAGCGGAGAGAAGGCAUCUCGGCAGUAAGGCUUAAGACUCUAAUUUCUCGGCUCUAUGUAAUUAAUGACAUUUGAAAUCAUGAAUGGCGGCGUCUGGAGAGGCCACCACGGCCGGGGGCGGUAAGUGGGUGAUACGGGGUGUGGACCCUGAGUUGACCAGGGGUUGUGCGCUGGGCCCUCCUGCUCGGCUCCAGCCGGUAGACAAGUCUUAUCAUCAACAGAGUAGAUGGAUCUGACCUCGGGGCCGAUGUGACCCAGCGCUGGUAGCGUGGUUUUACCUCCCCCCCCAUGGUCUCACAGUGUGCCGGCAGUCGCCGAGCAGUGUCGCUCACACAAGCCGCAGCACAAGUGACUGAGGGCCAGUGAGGGCGAGCCCAUCGCUGUCACAGCUGUGGCAGCCGCACAGUAGGCUAUGUCAACUGUGCAGAGUGUGUGAGCAGCAGAGGAGCUGCUCUCCAGGCUUCUGUCGCAAAGAGCUGCAUGCCACCGAAAGCGCUGUCGAGGUUCGCCGAGCGCGGCGCAGGUUGGAGGAAGCCGUCACCGACGAGCGCGUUGGACUUUUCACUCCGGACAAAGACGGGCACACAGCGGACGGUGCGGGGCGUGUGCCCGUCAUAGCGGCGAGGCGCGGG
Molecule: messenger RNA, 1197 nt
Organism: Emiliania huxleyi CCMP1516
Lineage: Eukaryota; Haptophyta; Isochrysidales; Noelaerhabdaceae
Exons: 4
Source: RefSeq, a predicted model, not a curated record